AUGGCAGCGCGCAUAGUGAAUGCAGCGAAAACGGUGCGAACACACUGGAAAAAGUCUACAUUUGCAGCAGUGUUUGCCACAUGGGGUGUAUACUACCUUCAGGAUAAAUAUAAGGCAAACCUUCUGAGAGAAGAAUUCUGUCGCAGAGCAGUCAUUUAUGGUCAGCAGUCCAUUAAAUAUGCAACAGAGAAACCAAGAAAGGUGACAGUAAUCUUGAAUCCAGCGGCCAGAAAAGGAAAAGCUAAAAAGUUGUUUGAGAAGAACGCCGUUCCUCUGCUACAUCUUGCUGGAAUUGACGUUGAAAUCAUUAAGACUGAGAGUGAGGGGAACGCCAAGGAGAAAGUCAGUUAUGUUGAGUCCACAGAUGCCCUGGUGAUCGCUGGUGGUGAUGGUACGGUUGGAGAAGUCAUUACUGGUCUGCUACGAAGGGAGGAUGAAGCGACGGUCAGUUUAAAAUGGCCUCUGGGAAUCAUUCCGCUGGGUACAACUAACAGCUUAGCCAAGUUCUUAUAUGCAAGUGCAGAGUCAGAUGUGAGGUGGAUGGGUAAUGCAGCAAUGGCAGUCAUUAAAGGAGUAACAGAACCAGUAGAUGUCAUGGCAAUACAGGGAGAAGAUGGACGAAGUGUUUUCACAGUAAACAGUCUAGAAUGGGGACCCCUUCAUGAAGCCAGGGAAAACAACACAAAAUACUGGUACUUUGGCCCCUUAAAAUGGAGACUGACAUAUGUAUUCAACAGCCUGAAAAGUGUUUGGCCACCAGUACUCUCUGCAAACAUUAAACACAGACCUCCCGUUGAUGAAAUUGAACCUGUUAAUGAAGUAGCUACAUCAAUUGGUAUUGACUGGUGGGCAUGGAUACAGAGGUUGAUGAUAUGGAGGACUGCCCCACCCACACAGGAAAAUAAAGAGUUGGAAAAUGAAGAUCCAGAGAUUCAGGGGGAUAAAGAGGAAGAGAUUGAAUGGACAGAGGAGGACUUUGUUACCGUGGAGCUAGUGGUUUCUACCGGGAACACUGAUGAAAUCAAGAAGUCUCCCAGAGCUCUAACAUUGACGACUGGCCCAACUGAAGUAACAAGAACAGAGUUUAUCCAAGAAGGGUGGAGGAGGUUAAGUCCUAGCGAGGAUCAAGACAGCAAAGUUAGCAUUUAUAAAACCCAAACGUCAACGGUUGGGGAGAUCAAAAUCACACCAGUCUUGAAAGAGGGUGAAGAAGCUUGGUAUAGUGUUGACAAUGAGAGGCUAGAAGCUCAGCCAAUCACAGUCCAGCUACUACCCAGGAAACUUCAGUUCUUCACUGAUAGACAAGAUAGAGACAACAUGAUUGGUGAAUCAAAAAGCACAUGACCAACAGCUUAUAGAUUGAUGAUGAAUUGGACAAAAAAGAGAGUCAGUAUUCCAUUCACAGAUUCCACUUCUUAAGAUGCAACAAUUCAUUGAAGAUUCUGUUGACCUGGAAUUGCACAGAGCCUCUGUUGCACCAUGUCUUGGCCUUGGUGCCCCUUUGGAAGUUUCCAACGGAGCAACCUUGAAGAUGGCCUGAUUGGCAGAAAAGGUUUUGUACUUUGUAUAAAUCACUGUAACGUUGGCUGGUGUAUUGAAACUCUCAUAAUAAAACAAAACGACGUAAAUAAGUGGUACUAUGAUCGAAAUAUUGUUUUUAUAUUUCUUAUGUUUCUCAGCAUUCUGAGGCAAAGACAAAGUACCGGUUUUUGUUUCAAUUGACCCCUUGCACGGGCGUCACCAUGGUCACACACGGCGACUGAUGCCACGCUCACUUCACUG
Messenger RNA from Asterias rubens (European starfish), 1782 nucleotides. Its product is annotated as acylglycerol kinase, mitochondrial-like. Lineage: Eukaryota; Metazoa; Echinodermata; Asteroidea; Forcipulatida; Asteriidae. The record is from RefSeq and is a predicted model, not a curated record. Gene Ontology annotation, molecular function: ATP-dependent diacylglycerol kinase activity; ceramide kinase activity; acylglycerol kinase activity. Gene Ontology annotation, cellular component: mitochondrion; TIM22 mitochondrial import inner membrane insertion complex. The transcript has 13 exons. Bases 1 to 1344 code for a protein of 447 amino acids. Gene Ontology annotation, biological process: ceramide biosynthetic process; protein insertion into mitochondrial inner membrane.